Molecule: messenger RNA, 1785 nt
Organism: Clupea harengus (Atlantic herring)
Lineage: Eukaryota; Metazoa; Chordata; Actinopteri; Clupeiformes; Clupeidae
Gene: agpat3
Product: 1-acylglycerol-3-phosphate O-acyltransferase 3
Cellular component (GO): endomembrane system; endoplasmic reticulum
Molecular function (GO): 1-acylglycerol-3-phosphate O-acyltransferase activity
Source: RefSeq, a predicted model, not a curated record
CAGACAGGAACCCCCGGGGGGAACAGAUCUCCCGCAGAAACCGGCCGACGGUCCUCCCCCCGGCCUGACCACCCUGCUGGCCGCGCUGACCGUGAGCUCCUCGGCCUUCCAGACGGAUCUGAUCGUGUUCUUGCGGUCGUCAUCAUCAUCAUAAUCUGUGGCGCUCACCCGUUACGCUAACGGGAUUAGCAUGGCUCUGUAGCCUCUGCUGGCCGAGCUGCACCCGUCCACCCGUCCGCCCGUCCACCGAGGCUCAGCUUCCUCACAGCUCCCGCUGCAUUUCUUCUCUUAAAGUUUUGUGGAUUUUCUGCCUUCAACAUGUUGAACCAGGGAGCGGUUAUGAUCUUCACUGGCAUCUGUGGGGCACUGGUGGUGUUGGCAGUGGCGUACUAUGCCUACUGGUCGGUCGUGCUGAGUGAGGGGCCGUGUAAAAGAGGAUUGUAAAACCAGCCCACCGUGGUCGGUGUGGGCAGCCAUGGGUCUGCUGGCCUACUUAAAGAGCCAGUUUGUGCUGCAGCUGCUCAUCGGCUUUGUGUUCGUGGUCAGCGGCCUCAUCAUCAACUUCAUCCAGCUCUGCACCUGCGUGCUCUGGCCAUUCAACAAACAGCUCUACCGCACUAUCAACUGCAGGCUCGCCUAUUCCCUAUGGAGCCAGCUGGUGAUGCUGCUGGAGUGGUGGUCAGGGACCGAAUGCACUCUCUACUCCGACCGGGCGACAGUGGACAUGUUUGGCAAAGAGCACGUCAUCAUCAUCCUCAACCACAAUUUCGAGAUUGACUUCCUGUGUGGCUGGACCAUGUGUGAACGCUACGGCGUGCUGGGGAGCUCCAAGGUGCUGGCCAAACAUGAGUUGCUGAAGGUUCCUUUAAUUGGAUGGACGUGGUACUUCCUGGAGAUUGUCUUCUGUAAGAGGAAGUGGGAGGAGGAUCGGGACACGGUCUUUAAAGGCCUGGGCAGGCUCAAGGAUUACCCAGAAUUCAUGUGGUUCCUCCUCUACUGUGAAGGCACGCGCUUCACAGAGAAGAAGCAUCAGAUCAGUAUGCAGGUAGCUGAGAGCAAAGGCCUGCCCAAACUCAAGUAUCACCUGCUCCCUCGAACCAAGGGCUUCACCACAACACUGGCAUGUCUAAAGGGCACAGUGUCAGCAGUGUAUGACGUGACGCUGAACUUCAAAGACAAGAAGGUCCCCACUCUACUCGGCAUCGUCAGCGGCACCAAGUAUAUGGCAGACAUGAGCAUCAGGCGGUUUCCAGUAGAAGAAAUUCCUGAGGAUGAGAAGGAGUGUGCCACAUGGCUGCAUAAGCUCUACCAGGAGAAGGAUGCAUUGCAGGAGCACUAUGAGACGGAGGGCUCGUUCCCCGGCCCCACCAUCCGGCCGCCCCGCCGCCUCUGGUCGCUGCUCAACUUCCUGUUCUGGGCGGGGCUUCUCCUGUCUCCGCUCAUUCACUUCGCCUGGGGCGUCGUCAUCAGCGGCUCGCCCCUCCUCAUCAUCGGCUUCAUGCUCUUUCUGAUUGUCGCCUCUGUAGCAGUGCGGCGGCUGAUAGGGGUGACGGAGGUGAAGAAGACGGGCUCCAGCUACGGCGAUCCGGAGGCCAAGAAGCAGAAUUAAGAUCUCUCUCUCUUUCCUCUCUCUCUCUGUCUCUCUCUCUCUCUCUUUCCUCUCUCUCUCUGUCUCUCGCUCUCUCCUCUCCCUGAGUGCAGUGGCUUGCGUGCUCUCGCGCUCAGAGCUUCUUUUCGACCACAGCUCCACAAACAAGACAAAGAAACAGCAAAGGGUUCUGGGUA